GGCCUCCUCCCUUCACCUGAUAGGCUUUUGGGUUCAUGACCAGGGUGGCCCUGCAGGCGGAGAAACUGGACCACCAUCCUGAAUGGUUUAACGUGUACAACAAGGUCCACAUCACGCUGAGCACCCAUGAGUGUGCAGGUCUCUCGGAGCGGGACAUAAACCUGGCCAGCUUCAUUGAACAAGUGGCAGUGACCAUGACAUAGGGCCUGCCCCUCCUUUUCAUUCCUCAGGGGAAGAGGGGGGAGCUGGGGCGUCCUGGGUCCUGCUCAGUCACCUCACCCAGGCCAUGUUGCUGUGCUGCCCACUGCGGGUGGGUCCUUGCUGUGCAAAGAAGACCGACUUCACUGCCGUCCCCCUCCGCCGUCCCUAGUUUCCUCCCCGAGGCCUGUUAGUACCGGUUUGAAAAAGUUCCUCCUUUCUUUGCAACUGCAGCGAGCUCUGCUUGUCUUGCUCAACUCUGCCGGUCUGAAUCAUUUCCCAAGAAGCUGUGAUGGGCUGGGGGUCGGGGCAGGGUCUUAGCUAGGAACUAGGGCCCAGGCCAAGCGACAAACCCGAUGCUUUCCUGCCCCUAAUAAAGUCCCUGUGUCACUCA
This is a messenger RNA of Echinops telfairi (small Madagascar hedgehog), 592 nucleotides long. RefSeq names its product pterin-4 alpha-carbinolamine dehydratase 1 (gene PCBD1). Lineage: Eukaryota; Metazoa; Chordata; Mammalia; Afrosoricida; Tenrecidae. The coding region runs from base 36 to 203 and encodes 55 amino acids. The transcript has 2 exons. Gene Ontology annotation, molecular function: 4-alpha-hydroxytetrahydrobiopterin dehydratase activity. Gene Ontology annotation, biological process: tetrahydrobiopterin biosynthetic process. The record is from RefSeq and is a predicted model, not a curated record.